Gamsiella multidivaricata is the source of this 1673-nucleotide messenger RNA. RefSeq names its product JAB1/Mov34/MPN/PAD-1 ubiquitin protease-domain-containing protein. The transcript is spliced from 7 exons. Lineage: Eukaryota; Fungi; Mortierellomycota; Mortierellomycetes; Mortierellales; Mortierellaceae. Bases 444 to 1544 code for a protein of 366 amino acids. Gene Ontology annotation, molecular function: metallopeptidase activity; protein binding; deNEDDylase activity. Gene Ontology annotation, biological process: protein deneddylation. Gene Ontology annotation, cellular component: cytoplasm; COP9 signalosome. The record is from RefSeq and is a predicted model, not a curated record.
GCCUAUAUCCAUCUCUCGGUCUUCUACGGGGAUUGAGCAACCAAUCAACUAAGCAGUCGAACAGUUAAUCACUUGGCCAGUUGAUGCCCGCUCCGUGACAUGUCCAAGCACCCUGCUUUGCCCAAAAGUACAAUAAAGAUGCUACAUUUCAAUCGAUGCGCACGCACACAGCUACAAAACAUGUAGGUUUUUAAAUGAGCAAGGUUUGUCACUGACUGCAACAAGCACAAAGGAUACAGCGCUGCAGAAAUGGUCAAUGGUGACUGCGUGUUGCUUUCUUACCCUCGUUGCAUUGCCACCACUCGUCGUCCUCUUUAUCGCCUGCUCACUUCAACCUAACCAUUCGACAGUCUUGCCGAGAACAACUUAUCAAAAGCACCAGAGCAAACUGUCAAGCACAGCACGCAGCUGCAGAACAACGCAUACGAAAUCACUCUCACGCCAUGGACGCCAUCAACGCACGCAAGAACUUUGAAUUCAUCAACAACAUCAGGUCUGUCAACCCAGAGACGGACCAGAUCUAUCACUUCAACGAGGCCGAGCAGAAGCGUAUACUCAACGAGUCCCCAUGGAAGAAAGACCCACACUACUUCACGGAUGUCAAAAUUUCGGCAGUCGCCCUGAUCAAAAUGGUGAUGCAUGCCCGGUCUGGAGGCAGCAUUGAGGUCAUGGGUAUGAUGCAAGGCAAAGUUCAAGGGAACACCAUUAUUAUCAUGGAUGCAUUUGCCUUGCCUGUCGAGGGAACAGAGACCAGAGUCAAUGCCCAGUCGGAGGGUUAUGAGUACAUGGUCCAGUAUAUCACCAAGAUUAAGGAGGUUGGUCGACUAGAGAACGCGAUCGGCUGGUACCACUCGCAUCCAGGAUACGGAUGCUGGCUGUCCGGUAUUGACGUUGGCACACAGAUGGAAAACCAAAAGUUCCAGGAUCCCUGGAUUGCCGUUGUAAUUGAUCCCAACAGAACUAUCUCGGCAGGCAAGGUGGAAAUAGGAGCUUUCCGCACCUACCCAGAGGGAUACAAAGCGCCCGAUGAGGGUCCAUCAGAGUACCAGACCAUUCCGCUGAAUAAGAUUGAGGAUUUCGGUGUGCACUGCAAGCAGUACUACCCUCUGGAAAUUUCACACUUUAAAUCGACAUUGGAUACCCAGCUUCUGGAUCAGCUCUGGAACAAGUACUGGGUCAACACACUCUCGCAGUCGCCCUUGCUUUCUAAUCGAGAAUACGCUGCGCGGCAAAUGGCUGAUCUAGCAGAGAAGCUUCAGAUGACUGCAACAAUGGCGUCGCGCGCUGGACCUGGUGGGUUUGGACCGAUGGCAGGACAGUUUUCAAAAGACAAGAAGAAGAAACAAGAGGAGAGCCAGUUGAGCAAGAUUACCCGCGACAGCAAUAAGAUCUCGGUUGAGGCUACGCAUGGUCUGAUCUCGCAGGUGCUCAAGAAUGUGUUGUUCACGGCCAACCCAUACCAGAAGGACAAUAGCAGCGCUCUAGGGGGACAUUCGCAGGAUCCAGAUACCAUGCUGUCUCCCGCUCCUGGCCCCGCGCAGUAGAGUGUAUGGUGUUGUUUGCUGGAGGCAAUGUCAUUGUCCGUUAUAGGGAACGUCCCAGCAUAUUGACAAUCGUUUCUCAGUGGGCGUAUUUUGCGGACCCGAAUAAAAUGAUGUGGGCGUUCAAAGUUC